Molecule: messenger RNA, 1268 nt
Organism: Silurus meridionalis
Lineage: Eukaryota; Metazoa; Chordata; Actinopteri; Siluriformes; Siluridae
Gene: ascl1b
Product: achaete-scute family bHLH transcription factor 1b
Exons: 2
Coding region: 152-724 (190 amino acids)
Biological process (GO): regulation of neurogenesis; neuron differentiation; positive regulation of transcription by RNA polymerase II
Cellular component (GO): RNA polymerase II transcription regulator complex
Molecular function (GO): protein dimerization activity; RNA polymerase II transcription regulatory region sequence-specific DNA binding; DNA-binding transcription factor activity, RNA polymerase II-specific
Source: RefSeq, a predicted model, not a curated record
GUCGUUGAACAGGUGCCACCAACAUCCAAGGAAAAAAAAAAUCCAACCCGCGUUCCGGUCGAGCGAGUCGCCACGCGAAAGGCACGAGAGCGACGCAUAGCCACAUAGUCCUAUUCGAUCUGUCUCGCAACUUUUUUUUUUUUUUUUUUACAUGCAUUUAAAGGAAAUGGAGAUCACAAAGAGUCAUUGCGCAUACCGUGUCCAGGACAGCUUUGCGCCUCUGGAGAAAGCUUCGCGCAGUCCUGAGAGUUCGCUGCUUAAAAGGCAGCGAUGCGGCAGCCCAGAGCGCCUGAGGUGCACGCGCAGGCUGAACUUUGGAGCUCUUCAUCAUCUUCACCAUCAGCAGCAGCAGCAGCAGCAGCAGCCGGUGGCCGUGGCCCGGCGCAACGAGCGCGAGAGGAACAGGGUGAAGCAGGUCAACAUGGGCUUCCAGACUCUCCGGCAGCACGUGCCGAACGGCGCUGCCAACAAGAAGAUGAGCAAAGUGGAGACGCUGCGCUCGGCCGUCGAGUACAUCCGUGCGCUCCAGCGGCUCCUGGACGAGCACGACGCCGUGUCCGCCGCGUUCCGCCGAGGCGUCCUAUCUCCCACGGUGUCGAGCUCGUGCUCCGCCGGACCUGAGUCUCCGCGCUCCGCGUGCUCCUCAGACGACGGCGCGUACGAGCAUCUAAACUCCGAGGAGCAGGAGCUGCUGGACUUCGCCGCUUGGUUUGACGGCUUCUAGCCACAGGUGUUUCUGUUGCUGUUCUGGUGCUGAAAAGAACAGCGGAUUAUCCGGUGAUCCCGUCUAGACUGCGCGUUCAACCAAAACGCCGCGCAUGCGCGUGGAAAGUUUUACCCGUGCUCUUCAGCCCAAAAAGCCCAGGCACCUGCCAAUGUGAUUACCAGAACAUCAGGAGAACAUGCGUGGCCAAUAUAGACUUUUACUCAGAGACUUUUAACUUAUAUUAUAUAUAUUUUUUUCGUCCAAAUGAACGCAAAGACCUGAGAAUCAAUAAAAAAAUGCGCAUUGCUGCGUUGUAGAGAUGAAAAACACUGGUGCUGGUAGAAGUGCACGGGUCUCAACACUGAAUCUGCAUAUGUACAGGCAGAGAGUGAGUUGUAAAAGAGUUUGCAUUCACAUUACACCAAGGAGUGAGGGUUUUUUCUUAUAUGUUUUGUAUUUUUUGUGUGCACUUGCGACUUUUCCUACAAAUCUGUUUAUAUGAUUGUUUUAUAUAGAGAAUGCUUAUUUUAUGUACAAUAAAGAUGCUAUUUAUUCAGAAACA